AUGUUCUGGAUGUGCCGCUGGUGGCUGGAAUCUCGCAACAUCGUUGGUGCAGAGGGUUGCACAUUGCCCCGAGCCGAUACCUGCGAGUACCAAAAGCUGUCGGGAGCCGGCCUCGAAGCGGUCUGGGCGUGCCGUCGCCGGAUGCAGUCUGCACUUUCCUCGUCGCUCCAUGUCGAUGCCGCUCUCUCCCUCAGCUCUGCGCUGCCCAGGCCGAUCGAUCCCACACCCGGAGAUGUGCACCCUCCAGCCGCACAUUUGCAUCGUUUCUCACCGCCAGGUGGAUGGUCUAUUGACCUCAUUUAUGCUGGCAGCAUCAUUGAUCGGUGGCUUUGUUUUGUGGAGCUGCUGGUUCAAUUGCGAUGGGCCACUCACAGCUCGUCUCGUCUCCAUGUCCCUUCCGCUUUGCAGCCUCAACGCCUCUUCCAUCUCCUUCAGCUUGGUCUCAGUGACGCCCAAUUCUGCCAAGAUGAGGCAAGCUUCAAUGACAAGACUACGUACAAAACAGUCCAUUUACGAGAAGACACAAUGCACAGGAUCUGUUUGCCCCCGAAUCAGUCCCGCCCGAUGUCCGUCGUGCACAACCAUCAGCUCCUCGGUGUCAUGUACAACCUCACACUCGGCCAGGUCAAGGAUAUCGGGAAUGGGCGCUUCAAACCGACGGGUCUUGCUUUCUCAAACCAGACAAGCCUCUUGACAUCCACCAGCGCCUUGAUUCGCUGA
This is a messenger RNA of Clonostachys rhizophaga, 720 nucleotides long. The record is from the annotation of a GenBank genome assembly. Lineage: Eukaryota; Fungi; Ascomycota; Sordariomycetes; Hypocreales; Bionectriaceae.